Messenger RNA from Encephalitozoon cuniculi GB-M1, 1473 nucleotides. RefSeq lists its product as uncharacterized. Lineage: Eukaryota; Fungi; Microsporidia; Unikaryonidae. Bases 1 to 1473 code for a protein of 490 amino acids. The transcript has a single exon. The record is from RefSeq and is marked provisional. Gene Ontology annotation, biological process: regulation of DNA-templated transcription; double-strand break repair via homologous recombination.
AUGGACGCAGACUCCGAGAUUGGAUUCGAGAGCUUCUUCCAAAGCAGCAGCAACAGAGAGGAUGAAGGCUCGGAUUUGCUAAGCGGGCUUGAUUCAAUCCAGAUGAGCUGUGAGGACAUGCUUUUCUUUAGCUCUGACAACACUGUGAGAAAGGAGUUGCGUGCCUGCGAGUCCCUAGAGCAGGAGAACCAGACAUUUUACGAUUUCGACUCUGAUUCGUUGGAGGUACUUGAGGAUACCGAGAAGGCGGAGGAGUACAGAGCCACAGAAGCUGAUGACUUGCACGGCCUUCAUAUGCUGGGCACUGAUGGAGGCCACCCCACCACUUCCCCUCGAAAGCGUCCGUCUCUUGAGCCGGAUAAUGAUCCGUGCAGGAGUCAUGCAGAUCUGGAAAGCCCUGUGUCGGACACGGUGUUUUCUGGAUUUACCACAGGGUCCAGAAAAAAGAUUCAGGUGAGGAAAGAAAGCAUAGACUCGGCGUACAAGAUGUUUAGAGAUGAGGAGGUGGAAAAGCUGGAUGCUUAUCCGACGGCCCUAGCCCCUCCAAAGCCGGAUGACAGGCCUGAAAAAGAAGAGGCAGGCAUGGAUCCUAGGCGAGUCUACGAAGAAAUAGAGAGGAGGUUUCCGCAGGAGGAUGCAGACAGGGUUUUUGCUCAAUUUACAUGGUCUUGGAUCUAUUUUUUCUUUGGGAGAAGAUGGCCGGAGUUUAGCGAUCUUGUAGAUAGGAUAGAGGAGCAGGUCAGGGUGAGGCUGGAAAGCGAAUACUCUGUGCUCCGGAGAAUUGUCGAGGGGGACGAUGUACCAUGGAGAUACAUGAUUCUCCUAGUUGUUGGAAUAGACAAGGAGCGGAUAGAGGUGUUUGAUGGAUACUACAGUCUUUAUGCACUUUAUGAUGACCCUCUCAGAAGGAGGAUAGAAAAGAAUGAGAUCCGUGUUGGGUUUAAGCUCAGGGUCUUUGGGGCAGAUCUGGAGGGGGGCAGGCCGAUGUCCAUUUUCGACACCGAGAAUGUCUUUCUGAGGCUCCACCACAAUGGAAUCCAGGUUGUUCAUUCCCGGCGGAGACUUGGAUACAGGAAAAAGAUGAGCUUCAGACUCAAAAUAUCCGACGUUCUUGGUGAUGGAGGCCCUGUUAGCUGCAUUGAGGGGACGAUAGCCAAGGUUAUUGAGACAAAGUAUCUUGUGAAGGUGGAGAACUACAGCUGUACAACCGAAAGCCUCGAGCCUGAGCUCGACAGGAUAGAGGAUCUUGCCAGGAAAGCCCAGAGAGUCUUUUCGUCCCAUGACAUAAGAAUCAGUAUGUACACCAAGCUCCUUAUCCGGGACGACAGCGGAGAGUGUACGGUAACGUGGUGGAAUCCCAUUCCGGAUAUCAAGGAGGGACAGAUGAUCAGAUUUGUUUAUCUGAAUCCGUCGAGAUCCAAAGGGCUUCAUCUCAACACCAGCAGAAGAGGCUACGCUAAGCUUCUUGUGUAG